AUGUCACGUGCAGUUCGUCCUAUGGAAAAUGUGUUAACAACUAAAGCAGAAACAAAUUCAUUCGAAAGUAUCUUUAAAUUAUCUGAUUUACAAUCAUGCCGAAAAUACGUAGCUUUUCUCACGCUUGUGUAUUUUUUGAUGGUACUUACGCAAGUUUGCAAUCUUCUUUUCAUGACUUUUGCUGAUCGAAAGCCAACUGUAGAAGAUUUUUGUGGGAAACUGUAUCCUGAAUACAUUGCAUCGAAGAACUGUACAUCAACUGGUUCUUGUUGGGUUUCAAUCAAUGAAUCUAAAGUUUAUUGCGCAUCAAGUCAUUAUGAUUUCAUUCCUAUUCGAAAUGAUUUUGAAGUACCUAAUGAGUAUGUAAAAGUUGGUACAACUCUACAAAACGUUGGAUUAAUGAUUGGUGCAAUAGUUGCUGGUAAUCUAGCUGAUAUUUACGGUCGGAAAAAGGUACCAAUUUCAAAUAUUCUAAGAACUUUAUGCAAAGGUCAAAUUUUGCUUAUUGGUACCAUUGGUAUGAUGCUAUCGUUAUUAGCCACAUCUUUUGCACCAUCCUUUAUUAUAUUUACUUUUCUUCGUUCUCUCGAUAUGUUUUUUACUGGAGGAAAGCACUGCGUUAGUAAUCCUUACUUUAUGGAAAAUCUACCAGAUAAACAUCGAAUGUGGAUGGCUACAGUAGUAACUUAUUCGCCAAACUAUAUAAUCUUAUCUGGAAUUGCUUAUCUAUGCAAAGACUGGAAAACACUAUCUCGAAUAGCAUCUGCACUUACUGUUUUACCUUUGAUUAUGAUUCCGUUUUCAACAAGUUUUAUCAGUUAUGGGAUUGCGUAUAAUAUGGAUGCCUUAGCCGGGACUGUUUACGUAAACGUAAUCAUUUUGGGUGCAGCACGUUACGCUAUUAAUAUCACUGCUGCACUUUUAGAAUUCACGAUCAAACGUGUUGGUCGUCGAUUACUACAUUGCUCAGCCGUUGGCUUUAUAGUAAUUACGAUGGCACUUAUUUUCAUCGUUUACUUGUUUACGUGGCCACAAAUUGAUGAAUAUAAAGCAAUUGUGAAGGCUGGCGGGGAAGGAGACCCAUUAAUCCAUGCAGUAGUAACUUUUACGCGUUUCGCUUCCAUAUUAGCUGCAGCAAUGUGUACAGAAUUAUUUGUAUUGGAUUCUGUACAACCAACAGAAUUAUUUCCAACACCUGUCAGAAGUACUGGAAUUGCAUUCAUUCAAACUUUCAAUCGUUUAGGAACUAUUGUCAGUCCACUUGUAUUCAUUCCAAGCAAACAUUGGCCUCCAGCUCCAUUUCUCAUGAUGUUCAUUACUAGUUUAGCUGAUUUUCUUUUAUACUUUUUCUUCGUACCUGAAACUCGAGGUAAAAAACUACCAGAUAAUAUGCCUGGUGAAGAACCUGAAAAAAAGGAGCUAAUGGAUGGUAAGAUAUCUGUUGAGGAUAUUCAAGCUGUUCCCCCUAGAUUGAAGAAUGUUCACAAUAUUAAAUUAGAUACAUCAUACUGA
This is a messenger RNA of Thelazia callipaeda (thelaziosis nematode), 1512 nucleotides long. Lineage: Eukaryota; Metazoa; Nematoda; Chromadorea; Rhabditida; Thelaziidae. The record is from the annotation of a GenBank genome assembly.